Aspergillus welwitschiae is the source of this 885-nucleotide messenger RNA. RefSeq names its product GNAT family N-acetyltransferase. The transcript has 2 exons. NCBI's taxonomy places the organism in Eukaryota, Fungi, Ascomycota, Eurotiomycetes, Eurotiales, Aspergillaceae. The record is from RefSeq and is a predicted model, not a curated record. Gene Ontology annotation, molecular function: acyltransferase activity, transferring groups other than amino-acyl groups. Bases 79 to 699 code for a protein of 206 amino acids.
AGACUGAAGCUAUUCCGACAGGGAUAAUAUUCCUCUUUCCCACCUAUACCACCAUUUCACCUAUCUUGAACCUCCAAUAUGAAUUCUACCAACACCUCCCCCCUCCGCCUCGAGCCCGCCACCCUCGAGGACCUCCCCGCCCUCACCGACCUCUGGUACAAUGCCUUCACCACCGACUCCAUGCGCACCAUCUGGCCCGACACCCCGGGCGUGCGACAAUGGUGGCACGAAGCCAACGAGCACGACAUGCGACACAAACCCGGGGAGAAAUUUCUAAAGGUCGUCGACACAUCCCAGAAUGGCCGUAUCGUCGCCUACGCCAAAUGGUCCCUGCAGACGGCUGAAGAGCGCGGUGCUCGCUGGCCUGCCUGGCAUCCGGACAUGAAUCCCGUCCAUAAUGAUGCGUUCUUGAAGCAGCUGGAGACGUAUCGCGCUGCGCUGGUGGGUGGGGGUCGACCUAAUUAUUAUCUCGAUAUGCUCGCGACUCACUCCGAUUACCGACGUAUGGGUGCCGCUCGUAUGCUUCUGGAAUGGGGCUGUCGUGUCGCGGACCAGGACGGUGUGCCGGUCUAUAUUGAUGCGAGUAAGGCUGGCAAGCCGGUCUAUGAGCGGUUUGGCUUCGAGGAUCGUAGCCAUGUCUUUGGGGAUACGGGUGCCUUGGCCCCUAUGGUGCGGGAUCCGCCGAAACGCGAGGCUUGAGGUGAUAUACAACUUAAUAUAGAGGACCUGGUCGGGGAGUAUAUAUAUCGGUGGUUGAUGGUUGAGACUGGCAUAGUACUGCUUCCUACGGUUGCAUUAUACACCAGGCUGGGACAUGGAAGAAGGAUAGAUAUAUUUAUAGUACAGAACCAAGACCUGCCAACUAAACUGGUGGCCAAAACCCCU